AUGUCUACAUCUCCCUUGAUGGGAAAUUUGUCAGAUACACAGAUGCCUGGGAGAGAGAGAGUUGCUCCCAAUGACGCGACAGAAAGGACUAUUGAAAGGAGGCACAAGAAAAUGAUUAAAAACCGAGAAUCUGCAUCACGAUCAAGAGCAAAGAAGCAAGCUUACACUUAUGAGAUGGAGAACGAGGUUUCAUGUUUGGAGGUGGAGAACGGAAGGCUUAGGAGACAAAAGCUACAGAACCCGAUCACCAUCUCCAUCACCACAGUCACAUCGGCGUCCCUCCCCUUACGCCAUAACCAAUUAAAACAGCAGCCAGCCUAUAGUUCUGUUAAUAGCCACUAUGUAAUACCCGAUUCUGCUGCCAUACCUACAACAAAGCAGAUUCAUAUUCCCGUGAUCAAAGCAGAAACCCGACCACUCAGCCACACACAAAUCGCAACCUAA
This is a messenger RNA of Fraxinus pennsylvanica, 444 nucleotides long. NCBI's taxonomy places the organism in Eukaryota, Viridiplantae, Streptophyta, Magnoliopsida, Lamiales, Oleaceae. The record is from the annotation of a GenBank genome assembly.